This is a messenger RNA of Spizellomyces punctatus DAOM BR117, 1960 nucleotides long. RefSeq lists its product as uncharacterized. Gene Ontology annotation, biological process: regulation of DNA-templated transcription; cell differentiation; anatomical structure morphogenesis. Lineage: Eukaryota; Fungi; Chytridiomycota; Chytridiomycetes; Spizellomycetales; Spizellomycetaceae. The transcript has 3 exons. Gene Ontology annotation, molecular function: DNA-binding transcription factor activity, RNA polymerase II-specific; RNA polymerase II cis-regulatory region sequence-specific DNA binding. The coding region runs from base 151 to 1779 and encodes 542 amino acids. The record is from RefSeq and is a predicted model, not a curated record.
CCUCGUGUGUUGACGAGAGCUCCCAAAUAAGUUCCAAGUUGAACAAAAACAAGCGACAUACCCCCGCAUUAUUCCCCGCAUUAUUCCCCAUUUAUAUUCUGGUUGGUCGGCACGCUGCUUGCAAAUCUUCGAAGGGAAACACACGAAAACAUGGGCUACAGAAAGACCAAAAAGCUAAAGGCUAAUCCUGCCCACCUGUUCUUGCAAGCUCCAUCAAUGCACGGGCAAGGCGGGAGCGUGGAUGAUGAUCCAGCUCGUAGUAUUGAUUCACCGCUGGAUGCAACGAUUGUGGAAACCGAAUACCCUACAGAGGAGGAGCGGGCUUUUGAACAUGGGCACGGCCAAUUUGGACAUGGAGCGGAUUCUGGGUUCAUGCAUAGACAGUUUGCGUCGUCAUCGACAUAUCCCCUACCUCCGUACGGAGGACCGUUUUACUUUCACGGGCCUACUCCGCCGGCAAUGCCUUAUACGAGCUACUGGGAGCCAGGUGUGCCUGUUAUUGGACCAGGAGCAGCAUACGGUCAAGAUCACCUCCCACCUACCAUCCAGGUCUCCCUCACGAGUCCGAUAUCCCGAUCCGCGAGCGAUCCGAGCGUUUCGGACGGCUCUCGCAAAGGAUCGCUAGCCAUUACCACUGAUAUGUUUUCCUCGCUGGCCGUGGACAUCAAGGACCGUCCGGCGUCACAUGCCACUUUAGGACGACCUUCUCGGCGUGGUUCGUUUGGACACUCCGCAGGGCAUCCGGUACACGUGCCGGGAAGGUUGUCGUAUUACACCCCUAAACAGCCCAAUUUCUCACCUCAAGAACAUGUGGAUGAGUCUGGAGAUGCGGGGUGGUGUUAUGUUCCGCAGGGCUAUUAUCCAGUACUAGUCCCUGCGCAUGUACCGGCGAACGCAGAGGUGUUGACUGGUUUGCAACAAAUGGGAGGCAUCUUACCGAGACUGUCGUCCCGACCUUAUGAUACCAGCUUUCAGACCCCUGCUUCCUCAACCCAACCUGAGAUGUCCAAUGUGAAAAGCUACAACCUUCAAAAACCAAAGAAAGCCCCGCGACCCGCCAAUUCGUUCAUAAUAUACCGAAGGGAAAAGCAAGACGAAGUAAUGCGGGCCAACGAAGGAAUCACCAACAACGAGGCUUCCCGCCUCAUUGGCCAAAUGUGGGCCAACGAACCGGCCGAAGUCAAAGAAAUCUACAAACGCAAAGCCGAAGAUGCCAAACGCCUACACAACAUUACCUUCCCUGACUACAAAUACGCCCCACGCAAACCCUCAAAAACGCGAAAAGUCGAGACAACCACCAACAAGAAGCGAAGUUUUUCGGAAGGUAUGGAUGAACCCUCUGGAAGUUUUAGUACCACUCAAGGGAGUACGGGGAGUUUGGUCGAUAGUUCUACACCUGCUUCUCCAAUGUUGAGCCGCGACGAGGAAUCCAAUACAGUACGGCACCCAAAAACAUGGGUCGCGCACAACCCGUCUCACCCCAAAUGGACACCUAUACCAAUCUUCCACAUGGGCCCCUCCCCCUCGCAACCCGAUAUCCCCCAACAUACCUACGUCCCCUGGCAAGCCCCCGAGAACCCACACCUAACGCCACCCAUCUACGAAUACCCUUCCCAGACCUCAUUGCAUUCGACACAGGAUUUGUCGUUUGGGAACGAGCAAAGAUCGAAUUCGGCACCGCCGGGACAGGCUCAAAUGUUUGGGCAGCAGGUGCAGGGGAGCGUAGAGGAGCCGGCGGCUUCGACGUCCGCGCCGGUGUGGCUGCAUCCCGCUCAAUGAGACGGAUUUAUACCGUUUAAUCUCUUCUAGUUGGUUUCCUGUAAAGCUUGAAUGUUUUGGACGAUUUUAGUUCUUUUCACGGAGAUGUAGAUCGUUGCGUUUUCGUUUUUUCUUUUUUUGGUUCCACCUCUUAAUAUUCCGCAAAAACUAUUGUAAUAUAGAGUCCUAUACGUUUACCACG